Molecule: messenger RNA, 1656 nt
Organism: Daldinia caldariorum
Lineage: Eukaryota; Fungi; Ascomycota; Sordariomycetes; Xylariales; Hypoxylaceae
Product: ubiquitin 3 binding protein But2 C-terminal domain-containing protein
Exons: 2
Coding region: 1-1272 (423 amino acids)
Source: RefSeq, a predicted model, not a curated record
AUGUUGCUGAGCACGAGACUGUUCGCGGUUCUGGCGUCGGUUACCUCUGUAAAGGGCAUAUCCCCCGCGCCUAUUCAGUUCAAAGCCGGGUGUUCUUUUCAUUUGACGAUAGCGAGUGGCCACAACGGGACCGUAGGCCAGUUAGCGGAUGGCCAGAUACGGGUUGGGAGCGACCUGGCGCCGUCUCUUUUCACCUGGUUUGGCGAUUCAUUCACUGAUCAUCGUGGGAGAGGUUGUUGGUGGACCCCCCCUUCAUUGGUCCUUCAAUGCGAUUUAAACCAAGCACCAAACCACGGGUUCGUCAUUGGAUGCUACGGCGGCGUAUCGUUCCAACACCAGUCCCUGUUUUACGAAUGCCAGACAGGCGACGGGGACGAGGUGAACUUAUAUCUAGAACCCAAUGGUGCGGACUGUUCUAGCGUCACGCUCCAUGCUGAUAGCUGCCGACCCGCGUGUGCCAGUGCAAGCUUUUCGUCGAAACAAUCUACUGUUACUGCUGCUACUCCUGCUACUGUUGCUACUCCUGCUACUCCUACUACUUCUACCGCUUCUACCGCUUCUACCGCUUCUACCGCUUCUACCGCUUCUACCGCUUCUACCACUGCUACCACUGCUACCACUGCUACUACUGCUAGAACAGUCGGCGCAUCUUUGACCUCUACCACCACUCCGUUUCACGCUUCAACGCGCCAUACAUUGCAGACAUCUUCGCAUAGUGGAACCUCCACAGCCUCAUCGUCAGCUUCGACAAGCAGACCCACUCCGUCAUCUAGAAAUUGCGAAGAACCUGAUUUCGAACGCCCAGACGAGAUCAUCCUAGUGGACAAGGGCAAACCUGAUACAGCGAACGGUUUGAACCCUAGCAUGAUCGUUCAACUGACGCCGAACGUAUCCGCCAUUUUCGUCUUCGACUUCAACUCCUCGGACUCGACCAAGCAGUGUUCCCUCGUCUUCGACUUGCCGUCGAUCCAAGAUCAGCAGCACCCCCUCUAUACCUUGAACGGGACUGGGUUGGUGAGCUUCGCGCUCCUGGAGGAUCCGCCGGAUGACCCUGCGAAUACGACCUACAAUAACGCGCCGCCUGUCGCGAUGCCGCUCGAGGCAGUGAACUUGGAGCCGGGCAUAAGCGCCCAGCCGCUCGAGUUCCCAUGUCCCGGGGAGGACGGGCACGUUGUGGCUGCGAUGCGCGAUAGGCCGGGUUCCGACGUCUACCUGCACUACCUGGAAGGCAGGUCCGAGGUGCCGGUCGGAUUGUACCUUUUAAAGUGCUGAAUUAUUUACCGUUUAUAAACGGAGGGCUCAAACUACUACCCUGGAGAGACUCCGGAUGCUAUAGGGGUUUUACGUAUUGAAGUAUGAUCGAACCCCCUUUUUUUGGUACGAUGUAAUUUGGAACUUUAUUCGCUAGGAAGCCUACGUGGAGGGAAUGUGUAAUGGGCGGCGACUACGCGGAGCUAUGAGGCUUAGGACAUACAAAUAGUUGAAAUAGUAAAACCAGUUUUUAAUGCAGUCAACAGAAAGGUUCUCCGUAGGCUGAUCAUACUGUGCUGUAUGAUAAUCACAGAUGUGCUAAAUCUAAGUCUCUCGCCAACGGCUUCAAUGUCAAGCCACAGAUCAGCUUGUGUCCUUAUGAGAAGGUUGCGUAGGUACCUGUCU